UUAUCGUGGGAAUGAGCUGACGUGUACAUAAUCCCCAGCUAUCACUUGACGUCAGGUUUACUUCGUUAAGUGAAAUUCAUGGAAAGCGUACAACAGUUGCUAGCUAUUAUUGACCUGCAAAGUAUAAAGAUAAGUGAGAUAGAGAGAGUAGAAUACGGUAGGAUUAGUAAUACUAUUCGUUUGAUAAUACUGUUUCAAUAUGGGACCCAGAGAAUCUAAGCCGGAAACUUGUCAAGUUAAGACAUGCGAAACAAAGUUUUACAGAUAUGGCAUUUGGUACAAAUGUGAGAAGAGGCAUUACUUUUGCAAUCUCCACCAAAAGGAAAAGACCUGCCCAAUAGAUGCUGAUGAGCGUAGACCAUGUGAAGUUAAAUCAUGCAAUAAAACUGACUGUGACUCUGGAGUAUGGUACAAAUGUGAAAACAAACAUCAUUUGUGUACCUCACACAAAAAGAAAGACAAAUGCCCAAUAGAUGGAUGGUAUGGACGUAGAUUGUGUGUUGCAGCAGACUGUACUAAAACUGAUUGCAGUUAUGGUAUUUGGUACAAAUGUGAUGAGGAGCACUAUUACUGUAUCACUCAUCAGAAGAAAAAGAUAUGCCCUAUUGAUGAAAAGCCUCACACUACAUGUGAAGCCUGUGAUGAUAUAAACUGGAUCAGUGGUAUCUGGUUCAACUGCAAUAAAGAGCAUCACUACUGCAGUGAACACCAUUCUCAGAAACAGAAAAAAUGCCCAGUAGACCUAAGAUAUAAAAGAAAAACAUAAAAGACUUUAAACAAAAGAUUAGCUACUCAAAUUUAAAAUUAAAGCUGAUUUAUAGUUGCUGUACACACACACACACACACACAAUACACAAAGAUAUAAUACCUUAUACAUGUAAUUUUUUUCUUUUUAACAAUGUGAUGGUUGUCAUAAAACCAGUCAGUGUCUCUCA
Amphimedon queenslandica is the source of this 935-nucleotide messenger RNA. RefSeq lists its product as uncharacterized. The record is from RefSeq and is a predicted model, not a curated record. The transcript is spliced from 2 exons. Bases 200 to 766 code for a protein of 188 amino acids. Lineage: Eukaryota; Metazoa; Porifera; Demospongiae; Haplosclerida; Niphatidae.